AUGCUCUCCGUUAGUUGCGGUGCCUUCCAAGAUGCCAAGAACGUCUUCGAGACAACCUGCAACAGACCCCAGAGGGACCAUAGCCCGGAGUAUGCUCGUUUGACCUGGGUAUUACUAGGUCUUACUACUUUCGUUGUAGCUGCCCGCUUGAUAUACAAGUCCUUCUCGUCGGCACAGCUCGGACUCGAUGACCUUUUCACUUUGCUAGCCUACCUCGCUGUUCUUCCGUCCUUCAUCAUCAACGUUGUCGGCCUAAUUCCCGCCGGGUUAGGCAAGGACAUAUGGACCCUUACGCCACGUCAAAUCGAGAGUUUCGGUUAUUGGUUCUACCUUUUGGAGCCCAUGUAUUUCAUCCAGAUGGGCUUGGUUAAGAUGGCAAUCUUAUGCUUCUACAUGCGCAUCUUUGACCGCGCCGGCCUUAGAACCCUUUUAUGGGCCACGGUUGUCUUCAACGCUGUCAACACUGUCGUCUUCGUCCUCGUCGGCGUCUUCCAAUGUACCCCUAUCUCGUUCUACUGGACGAGGUGGGAUGGCGAGGGAAAGGGCACUUGUAUCAACAUCAAUGCGGUUCCCUGGGUGAACGCCAUCAUCAGCAUUGCUUUGGAUCUUUGGAUGCUUUUCCUGCCCCUGUCAAGGAUCCGGACUCUGAAUCUUCAUUGGUGGAAGAAGAUCGCCGUUACGCUCAUGUUCUGUGUCGGUACUUUCGUAACCAUUAUCAGCAUUCUGAGACUCCAGUCGCUGGUUCGCUUCGCGAAUUCUAAGAACCCUACAUGGGAUCAAUAUGGAAUCGCCUUUUGGACAUGUCUCGAGGUCCCUACCGGGAUAGUCUGCUGCUGUAUGCCGGCUAUGCGUCUCAUUCUCAUAAAGUCGUUCCCGAGGCUCUUCGGGAAGCUCACCGAGCGCCACAAUUCAAAAAAGUAUGCAGUUCCCUCAAACGAGGAGGACCGGAGCCGGAGCCGUAAUCGAAUUUCUCGCGUCCCGGUUCCGGAGUGCUCGACUACCGACCUCCAACCGGCUCCGCAGAACUCCAAAAAUGUCGUAUACGCCGGAAAGUCUGCGGUCGAGGCUCACGACUCUUCGAGUUUGUUUGCAAUGACAGAAUUAGAGGCGGGGAGCGCCAAGGAUAGCAUGUCUCGAAGCCAUAGAUCAUCGUCGCCCUCACGCUCCUCCAUCGCGAUGUCGGACCAAGCAGUAUCCACACGGAGGUAG
Colletotrichum higginsianum IMI 349063 is the source of this 1209-nucleotide messenger RNA. RefSeq names its product CFEM domain-containing protein. The record is from RefSeq and is a predicted model, not a curated record. The coding region runs from base 1 to 1209 and encodes 402 amino acids. The transcript is spliced from 3 exons. NCBI's taxonomy places the organism in Eukaryota, Fungi, Ascomycota, Sordariomycetes, Glomerellales, Glomerellaceae.